Chara braunii is the source of this 1953-nucleotide messenger RNA. NCBI's taxonomy places the organism in Eukaryota, Viridiplantae, Streptophyta, Charophyceae, Charales, Characeae. The record is from the annotation of a GenBank genome assembly.
GCAGUGACACGUCAGCAGUGCCCCGCCACCAUGACGGUCUCAGCUUUGGGAAUGCCAGGCCAACGGGCGAACGAGACCAUUGCCGAGUACCGACAGCGGUUCCAAGCCCAGCUCGUGCUGAUCGAGGCUGAGGAACAGCGCCAGGCGGCAGCCGAGGCUGCCCGCCGACAGGCUGAAGCGGAGGCAUCCUCUGAGAAGCAGCAGCUUCAGGCCGAAGCUGACGCAGAUACCCCGGCCCGCCACAAGGAGGCCCAGGAGCUACUGCAAUGGCAUGAAGCCGCCAACGUCGACAAGCGCAGGUUCUGGCAUUUUGAACCAUCCGAGAGCCAUGUGGACGCCACACCGGAGGAGCAGCACAAGGAGUUCUUCUCCAAUCUCGUGACCUGGUUGGUUUACACUUGUAACCACCUGCAGUCCGAGCUGGAGAAUCUUCGACGGGCGGUACGGAACCACAUUUUCUGCACGAGGAUGCUGCACGGGCACUUCCUUCCCAUGUACAAGACUUGGAGCAAGCUGCACCAAGACCUGAUGCUGUAUCAGGACUUGCUGACUCAAGCCCGCAUCAACAUGGAAAAGGCUCAAGUCUGCAUGCAGCAGCAAGCCAAUCGGCGUCGCGUACCAUGUCCUAUCCGCGCCGGCGACCGAGUUUGGGUCUCUGCGGAAGGGUUUGCGCUCGAGCAGGAUGUUUCACGCAUGCUACUUCCCAAGUGGUUUCGACCAUGGACCGUCCUUUCAGCAGCAGGCAAUGAGCCCAACGGCCCAUCCUUUCUGAUUGACAUCCCUCCGCAUUUGCCGGUCCAUUUAGUCUUUCACGCUUCAAAGCUGGCGACAUACACACCACCCAAGGACAAGGACUUCCCAAGCCGACGAUCGCAAGACCCUCGAUCCAUGGAUGGCCACGUCACCACGGAUCGCAAGUACAGCAGCAGCAGCAAGCCGCGACAGUACAAGGUUACCUUCAAGGCAUGUGAUUCCGAUGACACUCGAUGGAUUUCAGGAGCAGAUUUGAAAGCAUCCGCACCGAUGAUCUACGCUCACUACAAACGAAAAUGAGAAGCGGAACAGGACACGGGAACUGUGUGCCCCGAUGUCUACGUCAUCCGUUCCCGCCGUCCCAGCCACUUGCGACACGUGGCACGACAUGAUGAUAAUGAUGACGAUGGUGAUGAUCCCGGUGAUGGUGACGAUCACGGUGGUGAUGUUGAUCUGGACGAUGAUGUCGCUGAUGAUGAUGACGAUGUUGAUGACGAUGAUGAUGUUGAUGAUGGUGUUGGUGAUGAUGAUGAUGGUGAUGAUGACGAUGGUGAUGAUGACGAUGAUGAUGAUGACGAUGAUGACGACGAUGAUGAUGAUGUUGAUGAUGACGAUGACAACGAAGAUGACGAUGGUGGUGAUUUUGAUGACGGUGACGAUGUCGCUGAUGAUGAUGAUGUUGUUGAUGACAUUGAUGAUGUUGAUGAUGAUGUCGAUGAUGAUGACGAUGUUGAUGACGUUGACGAUGUUGAUGAUGAUGUUGUUGAUGACGAUGAUGAUGUUGAUGAAGACGAUGAUGAUCACGAUGACAAUGAUGGUGAUGAUGAUGAUGAUGAUGAUGAUGAUGAUGAUGAUGAUGAUGACGAUGAUGAUGGUGGCGACGAUGAUGGUGAUGAUGGAGGUGAUGAUGAUGAUGAUGAUGGCAGGCAAGAAUCAUGGGGCCGCUCGCGAGGAAAGAACGAGUGGGAAUCAGAAGGGGACACAGAAACCAUGUGGCCCAAUAUCACUGACAUCCUUUCCCUCCGUCCCCGCAACUUGAAACAGGUGGCGCGACGCGGCCGCUCCCAUGGGCCGGCAAACAUGCAUGACGCCCGACACGUGGGCAGGCAGAACAACACUCUACCUUGAAGAGGGCACAACGCACACGAUGGCGCAACCCUUUGACGGGUCGCAGUUCUUCGACGUGGCGCAGUUCUUCGA